This is a messenger RNA of Mytilus trossulus (common blue mussel), 1335 nucleotides long. RefSeq lists its product as uncharacterized. The record is from RefSeq and is a predicted model, not a curated record. The coding region runs from base 255 to 929 and encodes 224 amino acids. NCBI's taxonomy places the organism in Eukaryota, Metazoa, Mollusca, Bivalvia, Mytilida, Mytilidae. The transcript is spliced from 7 exons. Gene Ontology annotation, molecular function: acyltransferase activity, transferring groups other than amino-acyl groups.
UCACCAAUUUAUUUACUGGACCAUUUAGUUCAUUGUAUUUCAUUUUUAAAUACCUUUAUUGUAAUACACAGUGGCAAUAUUUGCAACACGUAUUUGAGCAAAUAUGUAUAAGUGUGUUGAAUUAAUAGACUGAAAAGGUUAUAAACUAUGUACUAGUAUACACAUGACACUUAGAACAGUGUCACUGGAAAUAGCAGUGUAAGACAACAGAACAAGAACAUAACGAUUUACUUGCAAAAAAAAAACAAUCACUCAUGGCAGUAGUUACUCAGCAACCAUUUUAUUACGCACCGCCUGUCGAAGAAGUACUAUACAAUAAUGGUCCAAUCAAAAUACGUAAAAUGAUGGAUACACAUGAAGACUGCAGCUUUUAUGCACAUUUGUCAACAGAAGCUUUCAAAGACAAAAUGGUUCAUGCAACAAAGGAAUCGAGUAUUCCAAAGGUUAUAGAAUACACUAGAGUGACCAGUAAGGGUCGACCUCAGGAAUUAUAUGAUCGAAUAUUUGUUGCUGAAUAUGAUGGAGUACGCGCUGGCUUAUGCAGUAUAGCUUAUCACGGAGACAAAGAAAAAUUCCCUGAAAGGUCGAGUGAUGUAGUUCCAGAUUUUGAUUGCUGUGAUAUAUGUGGGUUGUUAUGCUUAGAUAGCGCAACAACAGAAAAAAAUGUUCCUGUCGGAAAUUGCUAUCUUGAAUGUAUAUGUGUUGAUGACAAGUUUAGAGGGAAAGGAAUCGGGAAAGUUCUUAUGGACGUUGUUGAAACAGAUGCAAGACAUCAUAAUUGUAAAACUAUGUAUCUAUGGGUUGUUUCAACAAAUCGAGCUCUGAAUUUAUACUCUCGUCAAGGAUAUGUUGUUACAGAAAAUAAAACUUGCUGUUUGAAAUGCAUGUUAGGUGUAAAGAAGGCGUCACGAAUGGAUAAACCCCUAUGAUACCAAGAAGCCAAACAUAAUUCUGUAAUCAUUAUUGUGACAAUCAUUAUGUAACCUAGUGAUCCCCUAUUUCAUAAUAACCAUACAUUAACAUGCAAUUAUAUACAUCUACUGUAACACCUUAACUUUAGGCUUAGCAGCCACUGUUGAGAAUAGGAACUGGAAAAUAUGAACGAAAACUAAAGACAUUCGCAGGAAAACUUGAUCUUCUGCCUGGGUGUGGAAUGCUCUGUCAACAUUGUUCACACAGCUUGAUAGAAAAUCUAUUGCAUUUUGUUUUAGGUACCCCCUGUAAUAUUUGUUCCAUGAGCAUGCAGUAACAUUUCCAAAUGGGAUAAUUAUUUUACAUCUCAUCUGUUUAUAUAGGUUAUAUAAAACAUUUACUCUAAAUUACAUCUACUUGAAA